This is a messenger RNA of Aspergillus heteromorphus CBS 117.55, 1132 nucleotides long. Its product is annotated as PQ-loop repeat-containing protein. The transcript has 5 exons. The coding region runs from base 1 to 945 and encodes 314 amino acids. The record is from RefSeq and is a predicted model, not a curated record. Gene Ontology annotation, biological process: basic amino acid transmembrane export from vacuole. Gene Ontology annotation, cellular component: fungal-type vacuole membrane. NCBI's taxonomy places the organism in Eukaryota, Fungi, Ascomycota, Eurotiomycetes, Eurotiales, Aspergillaceae.
AUGCACGAUUCCGUGCCCGUCCUGACCCCCCGCGAAGCCGCAUCCGGUCUCCUAGGCUCGAUAUCACUCACCUGCUGGAUCUUCCUCCUGGUCCCGCAACUAAUCGAAAACUACCGCAACGGCAACGCGGAAGCGAUCUCGCUGCUAUUCCUCUUCGUGUGGUUCGUGGGCGACAUCACCAACCUGAUCGGCGGCGCCUGGGCGGGGCUGGUCCCCGUGAUCGUAGCGAUCGCGGUGUACUUCUGCAUUGCGGACGGGGUGCUCAUCGGGCAGUGUCUGUACUACAAGGUGCGCAACUCGCGGGCGGCGGCCGCCGCAGCCGCGCGCCAUCGUCGCCGACGCUCGUCCCUCGAUACCCCCGAUCCGACGACGCCGCUGCUGGGGAGGCGGUUCAGCGACGCGAUCGAGAACAGUCGCGGGUCUGCGCGCAGGGCGGAUAGCCAUGGCCAGACGGCGGGGGCAGGGGCGGAUGAUACGCUGGCGAAGAUCGUCGAGGAGAAUGAUGUGGGGAGGAAGGCGUGGGUGAAGAACUUGAGUAGCGUACUGGCGAUCUGUGUCAUUGGCAUGGCGGGGUGGACGAUGGCGUGGCGCACGGGCGUGUGGAAGCCUGCGCCCGAGGAGGUCGAUGGCGGCGUGGAUAUGGCGCCCGGGGCCAUGGUCUUGGGGUAUAUCAGUGCUGUUUGCUAUCUGGGGGCGCGUCUUCCGCAGAUCUACAAGAAUUACUGCGACAAGUCGUGUGAGGGCCUCUCCCUCCUGUUCUUCAUCCUCUCGCUGCUGGGGAACCUCACCUACGGCGCAGGUAUCAUCUGCCACUCCACGGAAAGGAACUACAUUGUGACCAAUGUCCCGUGGCUGAUUGGCUCGCUCGGCACGAUGGUCGAGGACAUCACCAUCUUCAUGCAGUUUCGACUGUACGCGACUCGGGACGCGACCGCGGCUGUGUAGGGCGGCGGCGGCGGCGGCGGCUGCUGCUGCUGCUGCUGCUGUAGCACGCGCGCGCACGCGUCCUUCUUACUGCGGGUCUCAAAAAUUGCUGGUGAUUUAGCGUGUCAUCUCUUAGCUGGUGAUUGUACUUGUAUGGCGGGCGGUUUUAUCAUAAAAGUUCUUGCAUUGCUGGGUGGAUAUGGAUACG